This is a messenger RNA of Nicrophorus vespilloides, 6052 nucleotides long. Its product is annotated as serine/arginine repetitive matrix protein 2. NCBI's taxonomy places the organism in Eukaryota, Metazoa, Arthropoda, Insecta, Coleoptera, Silphidae. Bases 186 to 5768 code for a protein of 1860 amino acids. The transcript has 7 exons. The record is from RefSeq and is a predicted model, not a curated record.
UGGCGUCCGCUGGUGCUACGGGGAAUUACAUUUGCACCUGUCACAAACAGUAGUUUAAUUUUCCGGAGGAUCCGCUGGAAAAAUUGAUCGCGCUUGGAAAGGAAAAUCCCUUUUCUUAUGGAUCGCUACGAUCGCCGGCGGAUAUUAUGAGAAGUCCCAAAGAUUGAAACGCGUUCUGAUGCAAAAUGAGUUCGUCGUCGUCGUCGAACAGAAAGAGGCAGAUAAUCUCCUCGGAAAGCUCCUCUGACAGUGAAGAUGACAUUAGGCCGAGGAAAGUAUCUGCCACACGAAGACCCAUCCUCACCGAUUCGGAUUCCUCUGAUUAUGAUUCAGAUAUUAAUGUAUAUCCAAAGAGGAAACGAGGGGUGCCUGUCAUUGCAACGGAUUCGGACAGCAGCAGCAGUAGUAGUUCAGGAUCAGAGAUUAUCAGGAGGAAGAGAAGUAAUACGCGUUUACCCAGCGACAUCGAUGAUGAUGAUUCGAGUUGCUCGGAAUGGAGUGUGAAGUCGGUGAAGAUGUCCUCGUCGAAAGUGCCGAUUAUCGAGGACGGUAGUUCUUCGGACAGCGACGGUCAAGCUGACAAAUGUCCGAUCUGUCUGCUGACGUUCAAGAGGCAGGAGGUCGGAUCGCCGAACGUGUGCGAUCAUAUGUUCUGCAAGGAGUGCAUACAGGAAUGGUCGAAGAACGUGAACACGUGCCCGGUGGACAGGCAACCGUUCACCGUGAUCUUGGUCAGGGAUAACAUCAACGGAAAGAUCAAGCAGCAACUGCCGGUGGAGACGAGCAAGGAGCCGGAACCGGAGGAGGAGUACGUGGACAACACGACGCACUGCGAGAUCUGCGGCAGUUACGACCGGGAGGACAGGAUGCUUCUGUGCGACGGUUGCGAUCUCGGUUUUCAUUUGGAUUGUCUGACGCCGGCGUUGGAGGACGUCCCGGCCGGCGUCUGGUACUGUCCGGAUUGCGGGCCAGAGCCACUGGAUCAACAGAGGGACGUAACCAUCUACGAGGUGGAGAUGCUCCUCAACGACGCAUCGGACAUCCCAAGACCUUCUGGUCGCCGAACGCUGCACUCCUCUGAAACUAGAUUGAUUCCUCGGACGCGGCAGAGCGAAAGGAUCCGUGCCAGAAUAAUGACGCAUCGGACGACGAGGACCCGCAACUACGAAGAGCAGGAGAUCCAAGUGGUGGUGAGGCAGCAGCAAGGACCGAGCACUUCGACGGGAACAGUAACGGCGACGAUGUCCACCACAAGCAGUCGUCGUCGAUCCAGACCACUCCAACGCACCAUCAUGACGACGACCACGACGACGAGGAGGAAGAGGAAGAAACGGCGCAAGAAGCGGAACAAUAUCAAGAUCACGUACGAACUGGACGAGGCGACGGGCGAGAAAAUAAAGAUCGAGACGAAGUCGACGUCCACUAAGAGGAAAAGCAAGAAGCGCAAGAAGAAAAAGAAGCGAUCGAGUGCUGCUGCAAUGGCCGCGUCCAAUACCAAAUCGAAAAAGAGGUUGGCCGUCAAGUUGGGCAUUAUGGCACCCAGAUACUCGGGUCAGAAUAUUCCAGAGGUGAAGGUAUCGGACGGAGUGGGCGCUGCGAGCAUGAAUCUGCAGCAUCGGAGGAGUCAGGCCGGUGUGUCCAAUCUGUAUCUGUUCGGUAACAACAACGAGCUGGACGACUUCUGCUCGGACGGUUACGAGGAGGAUGGAGGCAACAAUUACGGUGUGAUGUUCAGCCGGAGACCGAACCAUACGGAUGUGGCAGCUAUGAGACGAGCAACUCAACGCAAGAACAUCAUAAUGCCAUCUCCUGCGGGCAUUUCAACUUCGUGCGACAUCCUCGGCUCGAUCAUGCAAGAACAGAACGAUCUGUUCACCACCACCACCACCACCACGACGAACAGCAGAAGUAAAACUGACAUAAACAGCAAUCGAGUUGAUUCGAGAUCCUCUCGCCCCGCCCAGAACCGUGACGAUGAUACCGCAGAGACUCCGCCUUCCGGCGAUGUGAACAGUUCAAAUCAAAUUAGUACAAAUGAGACGACAGCAGCAGUAAAUGAUACAACAACAACAACCUCAACAACAGUGGCGGAAGACGCUGCGAAUUCGGUGAGCACGAGCGGCCAAGGCAACGAUUUCACCGAGAACAACGUGGAUUACAAUACUCAGUCGACGUGCGCAUCCGACGAAACCUCCGAAGAGUCGAACAAGAAGAAGCGAACGGAUUCCGAAUCAGAAUUGGAUAUUUACAGUGAUAUCGAGACGAGUGUGAGCACGAGCAAGAACGUUGAUCCCGAAAGCAAGACUGCCUCGCCCGUGCCGCAGCAUUCGUUAGUACAAAGUGAUGAUGACGACGAUGGGAACAACAGUGAGUCCGAGUUGAUUAUCGAUACGGAGAAGGUGGAACCGGAAAAGCCGGAGGAGAAACCGGACAGCAAGGAGGAAGCUGUAACAUCAACGACGCAAGUCGAAAGUCGUACCGUCGUCAAUAAUCACGACGAUGAUGAUGACGACGACGACGACGAUGAUAACAAUGAUGAUGAUUCCGACUCGGACGGUUGUCCGAAUUUCUCCAUCUACUCUGCGGAGAGCAUCAACUUAGCCAAAACCACAGAUCUUGACCUAUUGCAUUCCAAUGCGACCGCCACUACAAGCAAUAAUAUUGCAACUGUCCCAAGAACGAUCACACCUCCUGCGACGACGAUAGUUGCAGCACCCAGUAACAGUGGAGACGAUAAAGAGGACCAGAGUGAGGUCGGAUCGACAAGCAUGGAUAAACCGAAGACGAGCAGCAACGAUCUGCUCUAUUCGGAUUCGGACGAUGAAGUGGUCAAGCCGUUCGGCAUCGGUGAUAUUAGGAAUAUGACGGAAGAUAUUAGCGAGGAAGAGCGCAGCUACACGCCGUGCUUGGACGAGAGGAACACGUCUGCGCCUAGAGAGGGCCUGGAAGGUCUGGAGGCAAUUUCCGAUGACGAGAGAAACGAUUUCGAUGAAUCGUUCAAGGCCGUAUCCGAUGGGGACGCCCUCGAGAUUAACGCAAAGGAAUCCGAGUUGGAUUUCACGAGAACGGAGGACUUUGAGGAGGGUGAAAUCGUGGACAAGAGCAAGACUGCGGAAAACAAGGAGAAAACACCGGAGAAAACGGUAGAAACGAAAACGAGCAGCAAGGAGGAGAACAAAGAGAACGAUUCCGGUGAACACAAGGAGACGACGUUCAAGAAGAUCAGCAAGAGCAACAAAGAUCGUAAUUAUAGGGACAAGGAGAAGGAUAAGGAUAAAGAAAAGGAUAAGGAGCGGUCGAGGAGUCGAUCGAGAGAUGGCGGUGGUAGUAAGAGUAGGAAGAAGGACAAGAAAAAGGAGAAGAGGAAAGAGAUUGAGCGGUACAACGUUAGAUCGGUGGUGGGCGAUAAACCGAGGAAGGCGAAGGAUAAAUUCGGACGCGAUAUCAGAAGGAGGUCGAGCUCGAGGUCCAGCAGAUCGGCGAGUCCGCCGUACCGAUCGAAUUCCAGAGGACGAAGAGCGUCGUAUUCGCCGAGACCACAGAGGCCAAGAGUGAGAAGAGCCAGAACAAGAUCGAGAUCAAGAAACAGAUCCAGAUCUAGGAAUAAUAAACGACGAUCGGCGAGCAGAGACAGGAAGAGAACGAGAAAAUCGCCACCUCCUCCUCCACCUCCGAUACGCGCCAAAGCUAAACCGGUGGUGCGAAAGCCUCGUUCGGUGACGCCGCCGAGGAGACGCAGAGAUUGGGAGAGAAGAUCACCGACUCCGUCAAAGUCUAGGACUCCGGAGAGGCGUGUCACUCCCUCCUGGACGCCACCAAUGAUGCUGCAGGAUAAGCAACAGCAGCAGGUAAAACCACCUAAUUUAACGGUGAUACUCACUAAUGAUGCGAACAAAAAACGCAAGGAGAAGCGCAAGGGAGAAAAGAAGAAGAAAUCUAGUGCGACGGAGACGACGGAAAAACCGAAGAAACGGAAACGAAACAAAACUCCGCCGCCGAGCAAAGAGGUCUUCGCAAGUGGUGAUAACAUUCUGGUCAGUGUCAGCUUCAACAAGGACUCGAACGAGGAGACACCGGUGAAACGGAAAAAGAGCGACGACGUGAGCACGAAGAGAACGCGAGGAGCGGAGAAGGUCUCGAAACGCAAGAAGAUCAAAGACGUGUCCAGUAUUAAACCAAUGGCGAUCAUCGAUCUGGAUAGAUCUCCGUUCAAGGAGUUGACUCCUAGCCCGAAGGACGUGAUCGUGUUGAGCGACAGCGAUAAUAACGAAGCACCGCAAACUCCUCCGGUCUGCGAUUCAAGUCAGCAAGUGGAUUACUCGACAGGACCGAAGACGCCGCCAGAGCCGCAGGUGAAGUUCUCGUUGAACUCUAAACCGCAGCAGCUGCGAGCCAUCAACAAUCCGUUGCACGAACCGGACGACGUUGACACAGAGAAUGAUCAGGGAGAGGACGAGGAGACGUUCAAGGGGCCGAACACUCCACCGGAACCGCCCAACUCUCCUCCGAGUUCACCGGACGUCUACGAUCCGUUCGAUCCGACCAAGUCGAGAUCGCCGUCUCCAGAGAACGUGCCCAAGGUCCAAUCCACGACCACGCAGAGCUCGGAGACGAAUCAUUCCGAAACGGAUAACCUGAUGAUCGAUGGUAACGAUAAUUCUGCGCCAUCCGCGACGCCGGACGCGCUGAUGAAGUCGCACACUCCGCCUAUCACAGACAUCCAGCCUGCUGACUCUCAGAGCAACAAUGCCGCCUCCUCAAUGUCGACGGUCGAUGCCAAGCAGCAGAUCAAGACGCCCGAACGCAACAGCGGGCUGAUGAGCGGAAUAAGUCAGGCCCAGUCCAAUUCAUCUGCAUAUUGUCAAUCGACGCCCAUCACCACGUCCACGCCCAUAUCGCAGCAGCCGACGACUCGCAUCAACAUUCUGAACACGACCAUCAUCACACCAACGACGUCGUCCGCCUCGCAGCGGGUCGGCCUCUCCACGACAACAAAGUCCAGCAUAUCCACAGUCAAACCGAGUCCAAGUAAGGCGAACAACAAGAGUGCGAACAUCAGCAAAACACCGACGACCACCAAGAAGACGACGAACAGCAAAGUUGCCAACAACAACCGAAGCGACAGCAAUGAUUCCAACAUGGAUCUGGACUCGCCGUACUCUCCGGGUCCGAGCGAUUACGAGGAUCUGUUCGAGCCGCCCGUGGAGACCAGCAGCAAACAGUCGAAACAACCGAAAGCUACGAACAAGAGUUCACUCGGUAACAGCAGCGCCUCCGCCGCCCUCAGCAACAAGGCUCAGCAGCAGAGCGUAUUCGAUUCGCUUUUCGGUUCCUCUCCAAUGCAUAAGGGCAAAGUCUCCAAGGAUGGUAAAACUAAGGCCAAGAAGCAAUCGUCAACUCCAACCAAAGGCGGCGGCACCAAGAUGGUCGGUGUUAAGGUGGACGAGGAGAGUCUCAAGAUCCUCGAGGAUCUGCCGAAUUCCGCUGUGGAAAUGCAGGUGAAGGAUAAGUUCCUGAAGAAGCUCAAUCGCCAGGAACGCGUCGUCGAAGAAGUCAAGUUGGUGCUGAAGCCGCAUUACAACAAGAAGCACAUUAACAAGGAGGAGUACAAGGAUAUACUCCGACGAGCCGUGCCAAAGAUAUGUCACAACAAGUCUGGUGAGAUUAACCCAAAGAAGAUUCAGAACUUGAUAGAGGCUUACGUGAAGAAGAUCAGGCACAGCAAGAAGGUGACGUCGAGCAGCAACUCCAUGAAUCCGCAGAAGUAGUUUGCGAGGUUUUUGUUUUAUUAUUAUUAUUAUUUUUAUUUUCUUCUGAUUUGUAAAUAUUUGUGAAAUGAUGCGAUAAGUUAAGUACUCGUGAAUGCCGCGACUAAAUGAUUAUAUAUAUUAUAUAUAAUAUACCAAUUAGAGAGAGAGAAAGAGAAACGAAGAAUUUAGGAGGAGGAGGAGGAGUUGUGGAGAUUAGUGUACGCCCAGUUUUGUUUUUCUUUCUUCGAAACUUAGUGAUAGAGGAUUUUAUUUUUUAAACUAAAAUACGAUUAAUUAUAUAA